AGGAGGGAGGAUUGGGAACCCGUAGUCCCAGUAAAGCCGGCUGAGCGGAAUCUUGCUGGGCUCUGGGCACAUCGCUUCCGGGUCACAAGGAAGCACUUCCGGUGCGGCGGCACGGCGGUACAGGAGAAUUUGGUUCUGGAGGACGCUAACUCUCAAGAGAAGCCUGGCCGUGGUGACUUGAGCCAUGGCCUCCGACCUGGACUUCUCACCUCCUGAGGUGCCCGAGCCCACCUUCCUGGAGAACGUGCUGCGGUACGGGCUCUUCCUGGGAGCCAUCUUCCAGCUCAUCUGUGUGCUGGCCAUCAUUGUGCCCAUUCCCAAGCCCCAUGAGUCGGAGGCAGAACAGUCUGAGCCUAGGAGUUCAGAGGUGCUGAAGAAGCCCAAGGCUGCCGCUCCGUCCACCAACAAGAGGCCGAAGAAGGAGACGAAGAAGAAGCGGUAGAAGUGGAGGCCCGAGGAGCCCGUGG
Messenger RNA from Acomys russatus (golden spiny mouse), 467 nucleotides. It is a transcript of the gene Manbal, whose product is annotated as mannosidase beta like. The coding region runs from base 185 to 442 and encodes 85 amino acids. The record is from RefSeq and is a predicted model, not a curated record. Lineage: Eukaryota; Metazoa; Chordata; Mammalia; Rodentia; Muridae. The transcript is spliced from 3 exons. Gene Ontology annotation, cellular component: membrane.